Messenger RNA from Colletotrichum lupini, 1026 nucleotides. RefSeq lists its product as uncharacterized. NCBI's taxonomy places the organism in Eukaryota, Fungi, Ascomycota, Sordariomycetes, Glomerellales, Glomerellaceae. The record is from RefSeq and is a predicted model, not a curated record. The transcript is spliced from 9 exons. Bases 1 to 1026 code for a protein of 341 amino acids.
AUGUAUGAAGUUGUCGACACCCAGGUGUAUCUCGGCGGUGACAUUUGGUUUACUUUCGGCGCAGAUUUUCCUCAGCACGGCUACUUGAUCGGUGAUUGCCCCCCUCACAUUGGAAUCCAACAUGGUAAAAGCCAACGCUGGAACGCUGUUUGUGUCACGUCUUAUAUUUUCAAUGUACAAAACCUCAAGCUCAGUAUCCUUGCAGCCAGAAUCAGCUACUUGCUUGCUUGGCAAUCUUCGGCAGGAUUCGCUAGCAAGCAGAUUGGGGAUUCCAGCCAGUACUCCAUGAAACAUAAUCUCACCAUAAAGGUGUUGCAAUAUCACGAGCAGGGCGCUAUGAGAUAUGAUCCUUGGCCUGAAGACGGUGGAUCACGGCCACUGAAGUAUGGGGAACUAGGCUGUGCCGCGAGCAAGUUGCAUCAAGCAAGACUGAAGCGUUUUCUUGGACCUCGUACUCUUGAUUUGGCCCUCCGGAUGGGUCGUUGGGCCGCUCUGCCGACAGGGUUGUACCAAAAUCGGAAUUGCAGCCGGAGCGGGGCCGAACAGUUCCCGGAGCCGACCUGCUGCCUUACUACAAGGUGGAUUCCCAUGUCCGGAUUCAGUGGCGCCCCGCAGCCGGUGGGCGGCAGCACCAAGCCUCAAAGUAAGGUGCCUUCCUCCAGACGUAUACCGACGUACAUCAGAAGAAUGACUGAAACCCUCAUCGUGCAACUCGAUGCAUUCAUCUUACAAUGGCGGAUGACGUCCGAUCUCGAGUCACGCGGGCGAUUUGGCCCUCAACCCCCGCCAGAUUUUUUGUGGGACAUGCCCGUCUCGUUCUCGACCACGAGAGUGCUAUCUCGGCUUGGUUGCUCAUCGCUCGGCGAUUACCAGCGGGAUGUUCGCGCCGCGGAUGGCAUUCUCGCAAUACCGACGGAAGGAUGCCGCACCCUAGAGGCUUCACCUCCAGCUUGGCUGGGAGACAAUAAACGACGCCAUGCUUCCUCCAGCCGGGCGCAGCUGGAGGCUCUGGCAGCAAAUACCUAG